This is a messenger RNA of Galeopterus variegatus (Sunda flying lemur), 1405 nucleotides long. It is a transcript of the gene SBK3, whose product is annotated as SH3 domain binding kinase family, member 3. The coding region runs from base 1 to 1086 and encodes 361 amino acids. The transcript is spliced from 4 exons. Gene Ontology annotation, molecular function: protein serine/threonine kinase activity; ATP binding. Gene Ontology annotation, biological process: protein phosphorylation. The record is from RefSeq and is a predicted model, not a curated record. NCBI's taxonomy places the organism in Eukaryota, Metazoa, Chordata, Mammalia, Dermoptera, Cynocephalidae.
AUGGAGCUAAGGGCCUCCAAGAUCCCCGAGGAUGGAGACCCAGAGGAGGACACAGCCACGGCCCUCCAACGGCUGGUGGAGCUGACAGCCACCAGGGUUACACCAUUGAGGAGUCUGCGCACCCAGUAUCGCCUCAUCCGUAAGCUGGGCUCUGGCUCCUACGGCCGUGUGCUCCUUGCCCAGCCUCGCCGAGGGGGUCCAGCUGUGGCUCUGAAGCUCCUACGUCGAGACUCAGUCCUGAAAACCACCUUCCUGAGAGAGUUCUGUGUGGGCCGCUGCGUCUCCUCACAUCCAGGCCUGCUGCAGACUCUGGCAGGACCCCUGCAAACCCCCCGACAUUUUGUCUUCGCCCAGGAAUAUGCGCCCUGUGGGGAUCUCAGCGGGAUGCUUCAGGAAAGGGGCCUCCCGGAGCUACUGGUGAAGCGGGUGGUGGCCCAACUGGCUGGAGCCCUGGACUUCCUCCACAGCCGGGGACUAGUUCAUGCAGAUGUCAAGCCAGACAAUGUGCUGGUCUUCGACCCUGUCUGCAGCCAUGUGGCCCUAGGUGACCUGGGUCUGACCAGGCCAGAGGGCAGCCCAACCCCUACCCCACCAGUGCCACUGCCCACAGCGCCACCAGAACUCUGCCUCCUGCUGCCGCCCAACACCCUGCCCCUGCGGCCAGCCAUGGAUUCCUGGGGCCUAGGGGUGCUUCUCUUCUGCGCUGCCACCGCCUGUUUCCCUUGGGAUGUGGCACUGGCCUCUGACCCUGAAUUUGAAGCCUUUGCCGGCUGGAUAACCACCAAGCCCCAGCCAUCUCGGCCACCACCACCCUGGGACCAGUUUGCAUCCCCAGCUCUGGCCUUGCUCCAGGGGCUUCUGGACCUGGAUCCUGAGACUAGGAGCCCCCCACUGGCUGUCCUGGACUUCCUGGGGGAUGACUGGGGGUUGGAAGAGAACAGAGAGGGACUUGGGGGCUUGGGGAGUGUGUCCUAUGAGGAUGAGGAGGAGGGGGAAGAGGGAGGAUCGAGCUUGGAGGAGUGGACAGAUGAGGAGGAGGAUGACAAAGGUGGCGGGAGGAUGGGGACAGAUGGGGGAACUCCCUGACCAGGUGACUGAGACAGGUGGCCAGAGCCUGGGCCAAAGGCCCCUCCCCGAGUCCCCAUGGCCACCUGGAUGGGGAGACAGCUGCUCCCAGGAGGACAGAGAGGACACACACUGCACCUCUCCCUGCUGAAGGCUGGACUUCCUCCCAGCUGAGAACUCAGGAGUCCAGGCCCCCAGCCCCUCCUUCCUCAAGCUCAGGAGUCCUAUCCUCCAUCAAGGACCCUUCCUCUUCCCUCUGUCCUAAGUGUGUCUUCUUGAAGGAAGGCAUUGUUCCACCUAUAGAGAGUUUCUGUACUGUGGGGACAUGUUGAAUGUUUAU